Penicillium canescens is the source of this 417-nucleotide messenger RNA. RefSeq lists its product as uncharacterized. The transcript is spliced from 2 exons. NCBI's taxonomy places the organism in Eukaryota, Fungi, Ascomycota, Eurotiomycetes, Eurotiales, Aspergillaceae. The record is from RefSeq and is a predicted model, not a curated record. Gene Ontology annotation, biological process: protein stabilization; negative regulation of apoptotic process. Bases 1 to 417 code for a protein of 138 amino acids.
AUGUCAGAUCCCAUCCCAUCAGCAACAGCUGACCCAGACGCCGUCGAGCAACCUCUCCCUGCAAAUGCCGAAGACCGCAAAGCCGCCGCCGCCCUCUCCUCCCUCAACACAAAUGAAAUCAGCACGGAAACCGCCUCUGCUAAGGUGAACACUGCCAAUCAGGAGGCUCUGGGAAAGGCCAUGAGUCGUUUGGAGAUAGCGGAUGGACACGAUGCUGGCAAGAAGGGGACGGCACAGGCACGGAAGGUUGAUGGCGUUGUGAAGAAGCAGGUCGUUAAGGUUGCUGCGGCUGAUGUUGCGCUGUUGGUGGAUCAGCUGGAAUUGACUAAGACCAAGGCUACGGAGCUGUUGAGGGCUCAUGAUGGUGAUGCUGUGAAAGCCAUGACGGCGUUUAUUUCGCCUUGUGUUCGGACAUGA